This is a messenger RNA of Panicum virgatum (switchgrass), 564 nucleotides long. Its product is annotated as protein NRT1/ PTR FAMILY 1.2-like. The record is from RefSeq and is a predicted model, not a curated record. Gene Ontology annotation, biological process: transmembrane transport. Gene Ontology annotation, cellular component: plasma membrane. Lineage: Eukaryota; Viridiplantae; Streptophyta; Magnoliopsida; Poales; Poaceae. The transcript has 2 exons. Gene Ontology annotation, molecular function: transmembrane transporter activity. The coding region runs from base 1 to 564 and encodes 187 amino acids.
AUGAACCAGAGCUUCGCGGUGAAGCAGGCCGACACCAUGGACCGGCGCGUGGGCAGGGGCCGGUACUUCGAGGUGCCCAGCGGCUCGCUGGCCCUGUUCAACAUGGCCACCAUGUCGCUGUGGUCGGCCAGCUACGACCGGUGGGUGGCGCCGGCGCUGCGGCGGCACACGGGCAACCCGCACGGGCUCACCAUGAAGCAGCGCGUCGGCGGGGGCCUGCUCCUCGCCACCGCGUCGACGGCCAUCGAGUUCUUCUACACCGAGCUGCCCAAGAGCAUGGCCAGCUUCAGCAUGUCGCUGCUGUACAUGGCCUUCGGCGUCGGCAACCUCGCCGGCGCCCUCAUCGUGAAGGUGGUCCAGGCGGCGAGCGGGCGCGGGGGGAAGACGAGCUGGCUCGUCGACGACCUCAACGCCGGGCACUACGACUACUACUACUGGCUGCUCACGGGCUACGGCGUGGUGAACUUCGUCUACUUCGCCUGGUGCUCCUGGGUGUAUGGCGAGGAGGGGAAGAACGUGGAGUGGGAGGAGGACGACGACAGGGAGCAGCCGCCUAUGCUGUAG